Molecule: messenger RNA, 1551 nt
Organism: Lachnellula hyalina
Lineage: Eukaryota; Fungi; Ascomycota; Leotiomycetes; Helotiales; Lachnaceae
Product: High-affinity glucose transporter
Exons: 5
Coding region: 1-1551 (516 amino acids)
Biological process (GO): carbohydrate transport; transmembrane transport
Cellular component (GO): membrane
Molecular function (GO): carbohydrate:proton symporter activity
Source: RefSeq, a predicted model, not a curated record
AUGACAGAGGUUUCAGAUACGAAGAUGCAGCUGCCUAGUGAGAAAGACAAGUCCUCGUUCGAGGCUACUGGGGCCAGCGAGUCUCAGUCUGUAGACAUUCCAAGGCACACCAGCUUUGUCAAUGUUGUGGUCAUUGCCACGGCCUGUCUUGGUGGGUUUCUUUAUGGAUUCUCAGCAAACACUAUCUCGGGCACGCUUGCUCAAACCACAUUCAUCGCCAAGUUUCUCACGGGAUCGAAUGCUACUCAGAUUACAGAUGGACUCUUCGGAGGAUUCCUCGGUGGAGCAAUGGUCGGAUCUCUCGUUCAAGCUCCUGUCGCCAACAAAUUCGGACGAAAGAUCGCAAAUGCGUGCGCUUCCAUUAUCGUGCUUGUCUCGGCAGCACUUCAAGCCGGCUCUGUUAGUAUCGAGAUGUUCCUGACUGCUCGAGUUCUUUGUGGAAUUGGAGCUGGUAUGGUGCUCGCAAACACGCCUGUUUACAUGAGCGAGGUAUCCCCACCUCACAAUCGCGGUCUAUUGGUAGGACUUCAAGGAGUUGGCAUUGUAUCUGCAUAUAUCGUUGCCGCUAUUUGUGCCCUAGCGUUCAGCUUUGUGAAGUCUGCUAUUCAAUGGCGGUUGAACUUCAUCGUACUCGCCGUUAUAGCAUGCAUCCACCUUGGCUCGCUCUACUUUUUGCCAGAAUCCCCUCGCUGGUUGAUGGAAAAAGGUCGCGACGAGGAGGCAAAGAAAGUGCUUGAAUACCUCCACAAUACCGAGAGUGAUCCUGAUGCGACUUUCGCCCAAGCUGAAGCUGUUCAGAUCAAGGCACAGGUUGAAACUGAGAAGCUCCUUCCAAAGGGCUUUAUCUAUAUCUUCAGCACUCCACAUCUCAGAAAAAGAGCGUUUUGCUCCAUUCUUCUCUGGAUUAUGGGCCAAGGAACCGGUAUCACCGCCAUUGCAAACCUGGUUCCGACUUUCAUGGCCGGCCUUGGAUUUGGCACUACUCUGCAGUUGGGAUUGGGUGUUGUCUGGAGUGUGUGCGCGUUGAUUGGCUGUGGCUUCAACGUAGUUCUCCUUGAUCUGGUCGGUGGCUUUGGCAGCGCUGCGAUUCUCAGUGUCAUGGCAGCACUUGUCAAGUACUAUCUAGGAUCGACUAACCAGGCUGGAACCAACGCCCUCGUAGCUUUGUACUUCAUAUUUGGUGCUUUCUUCACUUCGACUGUCGAGUGUACCUCUUAUGUCUACGGCUCUGAAAUCUGGCCUACGCAUCUCCGAAGUGAAGGAUCGACUCUCGCCUAUGCCAGUUUCUUUGGAAACGCAAUCGCAUAUAGUGCUCCGGUUUCUGUGGCUCUCAAGAACAUUGGAUGGGAAUUCUAUAUGAUUCUCGUCUCAGUUACCGUUGUUAGCGCAAUAGGUAUUGCGUUUUACUUCCCAGAGACCAUGGGCCUGUCAUUGGAAGAAAUCAAUCACAAGUUUGGAGAUGCGGUGGAGGUUGAGCUCAAGGACGCCUUUGUUACUGAAACUCACGGAGCGGUUUUGGUAAACAGUGUCGAAAGUUCAAAGCCUGAAUAG